AUGGACCAGGAAUUACCAGAUGUACAAGCUGGGUUCCGCAGCAUCUACUUCUGCUUCAUAAACUAUUCUAAAGCCUUUGACUGUGUGGAUCACAACAACAUGUGGCAAGUUCUUAAAGAGAUGGGAGUACCAGAUCAUCUCAUCACCCUCCUGAGGAAUCUGUACGUGGACCAAGAAGCCACGGUCAGAACCAAACAUGGGACAACAGAAUGGUUCAAGAUCGGAAAAGGAGUGCAACAAGGUUGUAUGUUGUCACCUUAUUUAUUUAACUUAUAUGUGGAAUACAUGAUACAUAAGGCUGGGCUGGAUGAAUCCAAAGCUGGAAUCAAUAUUGCUGGACGAAAUAUCAACAACCUCAGAUAUGCGGAUGAUACUACUCUGGUGGCUGAAAGUAAGGAAGAACUAAAGGACCUGUUGAUGAGAGUAAAAGAAGAGAAUGCAAAAGCUGGCUUGUUGCUUAACGUUAAAAAGACUAAGAUCAUGGCAAACAGCAAUCUUAGUUCCUGGCAAAUAGAUGGGGAAGAAGUGGAGGCAGUUACAGAUUUUAUUUUCCUGGGAUCAAAGAUCUCUUCAGAUGGUGACUGUAGUCAUAAAAUUAAAACACGUUUGCUUCUGGGGAGGAAAGCUAUGGCAAGCUUGGACAAGCUGGUAAAAACUGAAGAUAUUACACUAUCAACAAAGGUCCGCAUAGUCAGAACUAUGGUAUUCCCAGUAGUAACAUACGGAUGUGAGAGCUGGACUAUAAAAAAGGUUGAGCGUUGUAGAAUUGAUGCCUUUGAACUGUGGUGUUGGCGAAAACUGCUUAGAAUCCCUUGUAUUGCAAGAAGAUCCAAUAAAUCCAUACUACAGGAAAUCAAGACAAACUGUUCACUGGAAGCUAUGAUCAUGAGGCUGAAGCUCAACUAUUUUGGCCAUAUAAUGAGAAGGCAGGAUUCUCUAGACAAGACUCUGAUGCUGGGAAAGAUUGAAGGCACACAAAGAAGGGGACGACAGAGACGAAGAUGGAUAGAUGAGGUCACUGAAGCCACGAACAUGAAGUUGUUGGAGCUCAGAGGGGCAGUAACGGAGAGUCGGUGA
Pelobates cultripes (western spadefoot toad) is the source of this 1077-nucleotide messenger RNA. The record is from the annotation of a GenBank genome assembly. NCBI's taxonomy places the organism in Eukaryota, Metazoa, Chordata, Amphibia, Anura, Pelobatidae.